AUGUCUUCGCGACUCAAAGUCAGGAGCCAGGCCAGGGCUAUUCCCCUCGUCACUGUCUCACUCGCUAAUGGACACCCCCGUCAGACCAGUACCACUAGCAACACCGACCAUCCCUCCAGCUUCAGCUUCAAUACCGAUUCUACGGCCGAGGAGGACUUGCCGCCGCCAUACGACCAUGCUUCCCAUAGCACAACCAGCAAUCGCAAUGACAAUGACAAUGACACCGAAAACGAUAACCAGCUCACAGCGGCCACUCCUCGCAAUGAAGAUCUGACAGAGGCUGUUCUACACCUCUCCAGGACUCUGGUAUCGACAUCCAAGGCCAUCCCUCGCCCAAAGUCCUCCUGGCUUUUCAUGAUGAUAUACAACUGGACUCAUAUCCAACGGCCUUCAUCACGGCUCUACCAUAUCCUUACAAGACCAGUUGCCUUUCUCAAAGGCAUCAGGGAACCAAACGAUCAAGCCUUGGUGCAUCAACCAAAAAGAUCUCACAAAAGCAUGCAGCAGCUCACAGAGGAACAGGACAGGCUGGAAGACGACCCAGAUAUGCUCAAUGGUGCAACAGAGAUGGUCCCUGUCACCAUGCUGAACAUCCGAAGUGCAGCAUCAAUGGAGGAGUCCCGACCAGAGGACCCAGAUGCACAUAAGGAAUCGAGCGACGACGAAUUGAAUACGCCGAGGAAGCCCAGGCGGCAGAUUGAUCAAUACCCAAACCCCUUCGGUCCCGGUGUCUCGAGUGAUGAUGAGCUGGAGGACGACGAGGGAUGGUUGGGCCGGGGCGAGGACCGCUCAGAAGAAGGCCACACCAAAUCCAACUCUGUUCGACUUACCACCCCAACAAUCUCGCACAAGUUUUCCAGACAAAUGCCUGAUUUCCCGACACCGUCGCUCGGACCAGCCAUGGACCCACGACAAUUCGAAAGCGGAGAGGAUGCAAGGGCUGGCUCCUCGCGUUCGUCCGUUUACGCAGCGUCCUUGUUCAACAAACCCACUGGCGCUACAUUUGAUCGGCUACUAUCGACAUUUCCUCGGUCAGAUCGUUCAAUGCCACGACUUCAGUCCACUCAAUAA
This is a messenger RNA of Gamsiella multidivaricata, 1071 nucleotides long. RefSeq lists its product as uncharacterized. The record is from RefSeq and is a predicted model, not a curated record. The transcript is spliced from 2 exons. Bases 1 to 1071 code for a protein of 356 amino acids. NCBI's taxonomy places the organism in Eukaryota, Fungi, Mortierellomycota, Mortierellomycetes, Mortierellales, Mortierellaceae.